GAACAGGGUGGCUCAAAUUCAAGAACUCACUCCAGCCGCUCACUGGAGAUACAUUCCUGGGACUUCUAAUCCGGCUGACUGCGCAUCACGAGGCCUCACAACUGCUCAGCUUCAAAACCACGCACUGUGGUGGACGGGACCACCAUGGAUACUCAAACCAGACUCAUGGCCGUCGCAACCAGCACUCUCUGAAGAGAUGAGUGCUACAGAAGCUCGCCCAGGCGUUUCGCUAUUGACGGUUACGCCAAGGGCUGAAUAUCAAUGGGACCUCAUCUACAGGUACUCAAACCUCACGAAACUAUUGAGGAUUACAGCUCUCUGUUUCAGAUUCGUCUCACGGUUGAGGAAAGUCCACGACUCAUGGCCUGUCAGACACAUCUCUCCAGAGACCAUGGAAAAGGCGAGGCUCUUCUGGAUCCAGGCAACCCAAGCAACGUACUUCUCGCACGAGCUCAAGGCAUUACAGGCAGAGUCACCGUUAGCAAAGGCGCACGCAUUCAACAGACUGACUGCGUACAUCGACGCUCAAGGAGUCAUUCGCGUCGGCGGACGACUAGCGCACGCAGCUCUCUCACUCGACGCGACACAUCCUGUGAUACUGCCUCGUCACUGUCAGCUGUCGUCAUUGAUCAUCGCUCACGCUCAUCAACGGACUCUACAUGGAGGCACGCAGCUCACGCUGUCACACAUCCGACAACGAUACUGGAUUCUAGGCGGGAGGGCUCCUGUCAAGUCUCACAUCCUGCGGUGUGUCACGUGUGCUCGUCAGAGGGGGAUCCGUGCUCAUCAAUUGAUGGGCCAACUACCUCUCUCUCGAGUUACGCAGGCACGACCGUUCACUCAUACAGGUGUGGACUACGCAGGGCCGCUCACCGUCAAAACAUGGAAAGGAAGAGGUGCCAAAACAACAAAAGGCUGGAUUUGCGUUUUCGUCUGCUUUUCGACCUCAGCA
Vollenhovia emeryi is the source of this 952-nucleotide messenger RNA. RefSeq lists its product as uncharacterized. The record is from RefSeq and is a predicted model, not a curated record. Lineage: Eukaryota; Metazoa; Arthropoda; Insecta; Hymenoptera; Formicidae. The annotation marks the transcript as partial. The transcript has a single exon.